AUGCAUCCCUCUUUAGCGCCUCAUCUUCAUGGCGACUGCCUAGAAAUUAUACAGCAACUGUAUCGCUGUCACGAACAGGUUAGUAAUUGACGUGUUGUGUUGUAAACACGUGCGUGCCUUCUUGGCCAUGUCCUUGUGCUGUAUACAAUUUUUUUUUUUCGCCUUUCUUUACAGCAUCCCGUUGGGAAAUUCCUAGGCGAGUGCAAUGACAUCAAAAGAGCAUUGAAUAGGUGUUUAAAAGAGGAGGUAUACAUUAAAGUCUUUUUUAUGUGAUAUCCAUUUCACUUCAUUAGUUGAGGGGAGAUGUGUUAUGUAAUUCUAACUUUGAGUGCGAGGACGAAAUUCUCUGGUUUUGCCAUUUGGUAAUAUUUGAAGUAGAAUUUUUAGAAAAAGAGGUUUUAAAAUUUUGAUUAUGAACAUUAUCAGGGGAGUGAAUGAUAAAUCAGUCAAUAAAUAUGUUUAUAAAAAUUAAUAAUGAUGAAUAAAUUGAGUUGUUGUUCAUCCAGCUCAGUCUUGACUGAAUUGAGUAACAAACUGUGAUAUAACAGAAAUGAGAAUAUUUGUGAAAUUAUGGGGUUUGUUGUCAUCCUCUAAAUGCUUCUGUACCAAAAAUCAGUGUGUUUGCACCAAUUGACGGUGAGAUACUAGCAUCCUUAUGUUCUGACAACUGCACGCAAAUCCUUCAAAAGCCAGUUUUAGAGGAUUUGUAUGGAGUCAUAAGUAACUAUCUCUGCGCAGGUAUUAGGUAUAAGCAACAGGUCUGAGAGUAAAACCUCACCAAAUUCAUACAUAUAAAAGUAAAGGGAGAGUGGCAGUAUACUGGCCCAACUACCAAUCACGUGUACCAUCUCUGAUCACAAUAAUUAUUGACUCCUUAGUUAGCCCGGGUAGUAACCAUUUCCACGCAAGUUAUUGCACAUGUGCAAGAGUUUUCACAUAACUCAAGUGGAUGAGUAAUAACUACGGCCGAAAUGGUUGCUACACAGGCUACUUGCCAAUUCUGAUCCACACUUUAUUGCAAUAAUAUUUAUUUAAUAUUGUUUGUUUUAUACCUGACUAUAUCCCCCGGGAUGACAGGCAAGGCUGCAUGUAAUAUUUAUGAUGCUAAGAAUAUGAUGUCUCCAAAGGAGACAAGGUCUUACUCAUGCAACAGUCUUUCUUUAAAUAUUGUUCCCUUUUUUAUUACAGGAUUUAAGAAAAAGAAGGAGAAACCAAGAGGAUGCAAAAAGAAGGAGAAAGACAUUACAAGAUUUGUGUUUAGAAAAACAGGAAUAA
Molecule: messenger RNA, 1275 nt
Organism: Porites evermanni
Lineage: Eukaryota; Metazoa; Cnidaria; Anthozoa; Scleractinia; Poritidae
Source: the annotation of a GenBank genome assembly